ACGAUUAGGAUUUUUUAAUCAAAUUCAAAAUCAGUAUUUUUCAUCGAUUAAACAUCUGAAAUAUUUGCCGAUUCUCGAAAACGUUGAUGGCAUCAAACGAAAUGAAAAACUAUGCCAAAUUAGCACAGCAAAAUGGUUGGUUAUUGAUUGGUAUUUCAGGGUGUACAAAUUGCGGUAAAACAACGUUAUGUGAGAAAUUAUGUAAUAGAUAUCCAUCAUCAUCGGCUAUCAUCAAUCAGGAUACUUAUUUUCGGGAAGAAGAUGAUCCGAAUCAUGUUUGGGUACCGUUAUGUGAAUCACGAAAACACCAAAAUUGGGAACUUCUCGAAUGUAUCAAUUGGAACGAUAUGUGUAUGGCAAUCUAUGACAUCAUUUCUAAACCUGCAAUCGUUCGACCAAGUUUAUUACUAAUCGAUGGUCAUAUCAUUUUCAAUUAUCAGCCAUUAGCUAAUGUAUUCGAUCGAAAAUAUUUCAUACGAACAUAUGAUAAAUUAAUGAUUCAUAAACGUCGUCUAAAACGAGAUUAUAUACCACCAGAUCCAGCUGGUUAUUUUGAUCAAUAUGUGUGGCCAAUGUAUCUGAAAAAUUUAGAAAAAAUUAGUAAUCAAAAAGAUAUUAAAUAUAUUGAUGGAUCAAUGUCAAUGGAACAUAUUUAUCAACAAGUUUGUAAUGAUUUAGAUCAAUUUCUUUUAAAUAUUUCUCGAAAAAAUUGAAUAAAUUUUUUUUUUAAUU
Messenger RNA from Dermatophagoides farinae (American house dust mite), 732 nucleotides. RefSeq names its product nicotinamide riboside kinase 1. The record is from RefSeq and is a predicted model, not a curated record. NCBI's taxonomy places the organism in Eukaryota, Metazoa, Arthropoda, Arachnida, Sarcoptiformes, Pyroglyphidae.